AUGGGAGUCCAGUAUGCCUAUCAUAAAGCUGUUGCCUCAUUUCUUCGCGCCCUUGUUCGACCCAGACUUCACAUUGACCCCAAACCAGACGAGACAGUGUUUGUCCCAUCUCGUGACGAAGGCCGAACUAUCAAAACCAACGUCUACGGAACUACGGACGGCAAACCAACUCCAGUCCUCAUAAACUUCUGUGGCAGUGGAUUUGUUCUUCGUACCUUCGGAAAUGAUGACGAAUACUGCCGUUUCGUCGCAGAUAAGACCGACUACACUGUAAUUGACGUGCAGUACCGACUUGCACCUGAGAACACAUUUCCAGCCGCCUUCAACGACGCCGAGGACGUCGUGAGUUGGGUACGAUCGCAACCCGAUCGCUUCGAUGCUUCUUGCAUUUCACUUUCAGGGUUCAGUGCAGGAGCCAACAUCGCACUUGCAGUGGCAUCAUCGUCCAAGUUGUUCGGUGGCGAAGAACAGAAGAGCAUAUUCAACACCGUUGUUUGCAUUUACGGACCGACUGACAUGGUUCUGCCAACCCCGGAAAAGCCAUUCGUCGACGACUCUAAUUGGAUUAUGAGGACGAUUUUCCCAAAAUUCUCUCACACUUGUCACAAAUUGCUAAAUCCAGGCAACGUUGAUCCGUAUGAUCCCCGUAUAUCUCCUGGGUUUGCCGAUCCGCACAAUUUCCCCAACAAUGUGUUGUUUAUCACCGCCGCUCAAUGUCCAUUUGCUAUCGAGGCGGAGAAAUUGUCGGAGAAGAUUGGCGGAAUAGAUGGAAAGGUCUCUUUGAGUCGCCGAAUGGAGGGGUGCGCCCAUGGUUGGGAUAAGGAGGCCAUCCGUGGCACAUCCCAGUGCAAAGCGAAGGAUGAGGCAUAUGCGUUGGCGGUUGCGACCUUACAGAGAGGCGAAACAGAGGUCGCCAAAGCCAGAGAAGCAGAGGCUUGA
Penicillium odoratum is the source of this 939-nucleotide messenger RNA. RefSeq lists its product as uncharacterized. The transcript has a single exon. Lineage: Eukaryota; Fungi; Ascomycota; Eurotiomycetes; Eurotiales; Aspergillaceae. The record is from RefSeq and is a predicted model, not a curated record. Gene Ontology annotation, molecular function: hydrolase activity. Bases 1 to 939 code for a protein of 312 amino acids.